Cydia splendana is the source of this 1995-nucleotide messenger RNA. RefSeq names its product adenosine deaminase 2-like. NCBI's taxonomy places the organism in Eukaryota, Metazoa, Arthropoda, Insecta, Lepidoptera, Tortricidae. Gene Ontology annotation, biological process: adenosine catabolic process; inosine biosynthetic process. Gene Ontology annotation, molecular function: adenosine deaminase activity. The record is from RefSeq and is a predicted model, not a curated record. The transcript has a single exon. Bases 129 to 1631 code for a protein of 500 amino acids.
AGUACGAGUCGUGUCAGUGCAGGCGCAUGAGCUACCUUCAAACGCAUUUCGUAUCGAACUACGAGAAAACAACCUUGCUCUCGUUCUUAUAAAGUUGACUGAACUGUCGUUGACAUCAUUUACCAGCCAUGUGGGCGCUUGUCGGUUGUUUACUAUUCGCACCUGCAGUGAUUUCGAAUAAACUUCAAACAGUGCAAGAUGAAAGAAACUAUCUUUUAAAAAAAGAACUUAACAUGAUGGUGGGAAGUGACAUUGUUUUAAGUGAUAGUGAACUAGUUGCUAAUGAAACUAUUAUGGCCCUCAAACUACACGAAUUGGAUAGCGGAUUUAAAAAUCCUCAGCUUUUUCACUGUUCUAAACACUUUUUUGAAUACAAGGAUUCUGUCAAGGAAACGCCUUUGUACAAAAUUAUACAGAAGAUGCCGAAAGGAGCGGUUUUACAUGCUCACGAUACUGGAUUACUGGGCCCAGACCAUGUUUUGAAUUAUACAUACUGGGACAACUUACACAUUUGUUACGAAGAUGAUACCGUGAAAUUUCUGUUCUCACGUGACACACCCACCUCGCCGUGUGGCAACCAAUGGCAAUUGCUGAAAAACGUCAGAUAUUCAUCUGGCAACGUUGAAAAGUUUGAUGAUGAACUUAGAAAACAUUUCACCAUCGUUAUUGACAAGCCUCUAGACGUUUAUACUGACAUUAAUAAAGUGUGGUCUAAAUUCCAAAAUUAUUUCAUUAGUACCAGUGGGUUGCUCUACUAUAAGCCACUUUGGGAGCAAUACUUCUAUGACACUUUGAAAGCAUUCAGAGAAGAUAACGUCAUGUAUAUUGAAAUGAGAAGUGUUUUGCCAGAGUUGUACGAUUUAGACGGUAACACUUAUGAUGCCGUCACGACGGCGGAGACAUACAAAAAAGUGCUCGACGUGUUUGUGCGUGACUAUCCAGAUUUUUUCGGAGUUAGAUUAAUCUAUGCGCCAUUAAAAAUGGGAAACUCAGAUACAGUUAAAGAGUAUAUUCGUACAGCGAAAGUCAUAAAAAAGAAAUUACCGCGUUUCUUUGCUGGUUUUGAUCUGGUUGGCCAAGAAGAUAUAGCUCCGGCUCUAAUAAAUUAUUUGCCUGAGUUAGUUGAUGCUGCUGACGAAUUGGAUUAUUUCCUCCAUGCUGGUGAAACUAAUUGGCAAGGUUUAAGCGAUGAGAACAUUUUUGAUGCUGUAGCCCUAAAGACAAAACGUAUAGGGCACGGUUACGCUAUAGCUAAGCAUCCUAUUCUGAAAGAAGAAGUCAAGAAAAGAGGAAUAGCGCUGGAAGUCAAUGUUGUGUCUAACCAUGUUUUGAAAUUGGUUGAAGACGUGAGGAACCAUCCUUUAGCAACGUUCCUCGCUGAGGGUAUGCCUGUAGUUUUGUCCAGCGACGACCCGGGAGUGUGGGAGGCUGACCCUAUGUCUCAUGACUUCUAUUUGACGUUCUUAGGGGUGGCCAGCCGUCGAGCUGACUUAAGGCUCUUGAAGAAGCUCGCUUUAAAUUCUUUGUAUUAUAGCACAUAUCCUGAUAAAGAGAAGAUUGUAUUCGAGUUUGAAAAGCGGUGGACGAAGUUUAUUGGAAACGGAGAAUUUCUUCAAGCAAUUGGUUCUUAAUUCUGAAAUACCUACUCGAGAGGUAAUGAUAUGACUACGGCUGAUAGAGACAUGGUCACUAAAUUGUUAUAAUAUGUAGUUUAAAACUAACAUCGGUAUAUGUUUGUAUGAUGGUGUUGAAAAUGGAUGGAAUGGUUUUUGUAAUAUGAAAAUAAUGUCCAAUGUGUAAAUACAAAUAUCUCUACAAGCGAACGUUCCAAUAAUAUAUUUGCACUUCUCGAAGACACUGACAGUAGUGUACCUAAAUAUAUUUUUGGAAAGUUGGCUUGUAAACGUACACUUGUGAAUUCGACCGUAUACAUUAGAGUUCAAAAAAAUCUUGAGCGUAUACCAUGCAGACCAUGCUCUUCACUUGUUACUUGGU